Messenger RNA from Aspergillus alliaceus, 889 nucleotides. RefSeq names its product mitochondrial 54S ribosomal protein mL40. The record is from RefSeq and is a predicted model, not a curated record. The coding region runs from base 41 to 616 and encodes 191 amino acids. NCBI's taxonomy places the organism in Eukaryota, Fungi, Ascomycota, Eurotiomycetes, Eurotiales, Aspergillaceae. The transcript has 2 exons. Gene Ontology annotation, molecular function: structural constituent of ribosome. Gene Ontology annotation, biological process: mitochondrial translation.
CUACAAUUCCUCCCCCGUCAUCACCACCCAACCCCACGCCAUGCGGUCCCUCUCCCCUGUCCUCGCCUCUCUGGCGAACGUAUUCAAGAUCCCCAUCUCCCAGACCACAACAAGGCCAUCCGUGACCCGCGCCUGCAAUGAGGCACUCUUGAAAUCAACAACAAACGGCCCCAUCACCUCCGCCGUGCAGGCAUCGGCCACGAGAUCUUUCACGACGACCAACGUCCUGCUCAAGCGCAAAGGCAACGCUCCCCGCGGAGACCGCCGAGUUACUCUCAUCCGCUAUUUCCUCUGGCACCCGCUCACGCCCCGCCCUCUGCGUUUCUCCCGUACCCGCUUCCUCCGCCAUUGGACCAUCCACCGUGCCUGGAACCUGUUCCAGUCGCAGCAGCGUCGCGCCCAGCAGCUUGAGCUCCAGCGCCAGUGGCAGGCGAUGUCGGCUGCGUGUGAGGAGCUCCGGACUGGGGCCGGAGAUGGAGGCAAGCUGUUCCGGAAGUCAAUGAAUAAGCGUGGAGUGUUUAGGGAUUUGUUCCCCAUUGAGUAUGGACGGUUGCAGACUGAGGGCCCCAGUGAGGAAGGAUGGAAUCAUGAGUGGAAGAGGAUGGAGAAGAAAUAAGUUUGCUUUGGGUGGGACUAAGUGUGUGGUUUGUGGAAUAAGGGAGAUGGUGAUUUCUGUUGGGUUUGAUAUCUCUUCGUCUCUUGUUUGUUUUCUUGCCGGGUAUGAAGAUAUUAUUGUUGGCACGUACUGUAUCAUAACAUUGUUCAAGUUGGUUUUCUUUUUGGUUUUGUUUCCUUCUUUGACUACGCGAUGGUUGUAUGAUAUAUGGUUAGAGAUGGAUGGGCUAUUUUUGUAGUAUAACUAAACGAUGUCCGUAGCUUGAGAGCUGAG